AUUGCCGCAGGCAGAGAGGAAGAGAGAGAGAAAAGAAUCAGGAGGAAGUUAUCAGUUUGAUAUUGGUUAUGCAGACGCACAGUUUAUAGCACAAAGCUAUUGGGUCAUCUCAAAGUACAACUAACCAGACUUCGAAAGCCUUCGAGUCCGAUACGGAUUAAAACUCAACCAAACCACACCACAGCUCUGAGCGUCUGGAUUUGUGCGGGUGAGCAAACGGGUACAGAAGUAGCAGGGUUGAGUUUACUGGACGGGCUUCAAGGGCUUUCCAGGGAAACCGAAAGUUAGAGACACUGAGGAAAAGGACAGGGACAGCCAUGGAGUUGCAGGACCUCUCCCCAGUGGAAGAUCGAGUGGAGGAGGUGGAGGAGGAAGAGGAGGAAAAAAGACAGAUGCUGGAUGUUGAAGUUAAAGAAGACGAAUCCUGUGUCUACAAUACACUGAAAACACCCACGGAGGAUAUCUACUCUAUGGCUGUCAGGCCUUCGACCACAGACGGAGCAGACCUUCAGAUCCAUGGAAAACUGCGUAUGUACCGCGCGCUGUGUUUCCUUCUGUCCUUAAUAUGCCUUGUUCUGCUAUUUGUCGUCAUCAUCCUGUGCGUGAAAUUCCCCACGGAGGCUCUGGUCUGCCCAGAAAGAGAGAGAGAGGGGACAGAGGAGGCAGUGGUGAAAGUAGAGGAAACGCGCCAGUCUCCUCCGAUGUGCAGUCUUCAGAAAUGCAAAGCCCAACAUCCACAGUUUGGAACCCCAAGUUCACCCUGCCACCCGUGUGCGGAGGGCUGGCUGCUGUUUGAGGACUCGUGCUUCUUCCUGUCCAGGGAGCGUCAGAGCUGGGAGGACAGCAGGAAGAACUGCAGGGCCAUAGGAGGGGAUCUGGCUGUCAUAACCAACGACAGAGUGCAGAACUUUCUAACCAAGGAGGGGAACCUUUUAUACUGGAUUGGUCUGAGGUACAAGGCCGAACAGUGGACCUGGAUAACCGGUGCUGCAUUGACAAAGAGUUACUGGAAAGAAGGUGCCCCGGUAGAUGACUGUGGCUUGCUGCUUGGCAACAAGUUAACCAAUCAGAGCUGGAAUGCCUCACCGUGUUUCUACAGCAGUGCUUACAUCUGCCAGACCCAGAGGAGACACUUCUCGCUCCAAGCAGCCCUGGCCUAGCCCACCUGCCUGACCCCUGACCUCUCCCAGCAGCCCUGACCUAGCCCACCUGCCUGACCCCUGACCUCUCCCAGCAGCCCUGGCCUAGCCCACCUGCCUGACCCCUGACCUCUCCCAGCAGCCCUGGCCUAGCCCACCUGCCUGACCCCUGACCUCUCCCAGCAGCCCUGGCCUAGCCCACCUGCCUGACCCCUGACCUCUCCCAGCAGCCCUGGCCUAGCCCACCUGCCUGACCCCUGACCUCUCCCAGCAGCCCUGGCCUAGCCCACCUGCCUGACCCCUGACCUCUCCCAGCAGCCCUGGCCUAGCCCACCUGCCUGACCCCUGACCUCUCCCAGCAGCCCUGGCCUAGCCCACCUGCCUGACCCCUGACCUCUCCCAGCAGCCCUGGCCUAGCCCACCUGCCUGACCCCUGACCUCUCCCAGCAGCCCUGGCCUAGCCCACCUGCCUGACCCCUGACCUCUCCCAGCAGCCCUGGCCUAGCCCACCUGCCUGACCCCUGACCUCUCCCAGCAGCCCUGGCCUAGCCCACCUGCCUGACCCCUGACCUCUCCCAGCAGCCCUGGCCUAGCCCACCUGCCUGACCCCUGACCUCUCCCAGUGGCCUGCUCCACUCCUGGUCCAGUAGGGCCCACAGGGCAUUACGUGGUCCUGACUUUGACCAGCUUACUUGUUACUGUUGAUAAUCAUGCCAUGUUAUCUCAACUCCUGUUCUACAGGUUUUAAAUCAAUUAUUACAAAAUCUAUGUUUUAACACGUGUCUUAACACAUAAUUGUAGUGAUGAUUUUGUGUCAAAUUCAAUCAUUUUGUGCCUGGUUGUGCUGUAAUGUUUAUCAAUAAUGUACUGUAGAAUGUGCACUUGAAAUGCUGCAUUAGAAUCUAAUAUUAUAGAACUUUAUUGCUCAGUUUUAUCAAACCUUUUAUUGAAAUGUAGAUUUAUUUGCUUUCUGGCAUAGAACUUAGAUUUUUUUUAUAUAUAGACAAUCAUUUUGUACGGUGUUCAAAGUAACUAAAUAAAUAAAGAUGGUGUUUUGAUUUACUAC
Messenger RNA from Hypomesus transpacificus, 2205 nucleotides. RefSeq names its product CD209 antigen-like protein A. Bases 318 to 1160 code for a protein of 280 amino acids. The record is from RefSeq and is a predicted model, not a curated record. The transcript is spliced from 7 exons. Lineage: Eukaryota; Metazoa; Chordata; Actinopteri; Osmeriformes; Osmeridae.